Molecule: messenger RNA, 1413 nt
Organism: Thermochaetoides thermophila DSM 1495
Lineage: Eukaryota; Fungi; Ascomycota; Sordariomycetes; Sordariales; Chaetomiaceae
Product: aspartic-type endopeptidase-like protein
Exons: 2
Coding region: 1-1413 (470 amino acids)
Biological process (GO): proteolysis
Molecular function (GO): aspartic-type endopeptidase activity
Source: RefSeq, a predicted model, not a curated record
AUGCAGAGAAUCACCACUCUGCUUCUCCAACUCACAAUAUGGGUCUCCGCCGUCCGUGCCUUCUACCCCUUCGUUCCCGAGGAUCUGUGUGAUCCCGGUGAGAAGUGCAGCUCGUUUACUGUGAAAUUGGUUAAGGGGACCUCGAAGGUGUCGAAGAAAGUAAGCAACUACUACGUCUCAAAGCCCAACCCCCCCACUGCACCAAACAGCGCCGGCGUCUACCAAAAUGGCCCUGACUACUCGUACUUUGUUCAGGCGGAGAUCGGCUCCGAGAAGGAGCCCUUCUACAUGCUAAUCGACACGGGCGCCCCCAACACCUGGGUCAUGAGCGCCGAGUGCCCGUCUCCCGCUUGCAGGCUGCACAGCAACUUCAAUCCGAGCACAUCGACAACGUUCAAGGCAGAUAAUAAGAAAUUUCACAUUGCGUAUGGGACAGGAGAGGUUGCUGGUACUCUGGGGAGCGACACGAUCACUGUUGCUGGUCUGUCCGUUGGUAUGGCCUUUGGCGUGGCUACUUCUGCGCACGACGACUUCAAGCAUUUUGCUUUCGACGGGAUCCUGGGUCUUGCUAUGGGCGAGUCUAUCACGGGUAAUUUUCUGCGGUCUCUGAAGAGCAACAACCUGGUUGAGAAGCUGAUGUUUGCCGUAACCCUGAACCGGGACUCGGACGGCGUCAAUGACGGCCAGAUCACGUUUGGAGGAGUAGACAAGUCCAAGUUUACAGGGGAGAUUUCGUACUCGUCCGUGCCAUCCCCGCAGAAGGAAAAGGGCGAGUGGACCAUUCUGAUAGACGGCGUGGGCUUCAAUGGCAAGUCCGCCGGUAUUAACAGCACCCUCGCCGCCAUCGACACAGGUACCUCGUUCAUCUUCGCCCCGCCGGAUGAUGUGGCUGCCCUGUUCAAACUGGUCCCUGGCGCGACCCCCUACGAAAACUCUAUCUACGUCGAGUACAAGGUGCCAUGCAACACACACCCCAUCACCAUGACCUUCGCCGGUGUCACCUACCAGAUCCCCACCAAGGACUGGCUCGCCGGCUCGGGCGAGAAAUGCCUCAGCCGCAUCUACGGUUUGAAAGGCGCCAGCUCCUGGCUAGUCGGCGACGUCUUCCUCAAGAAUGUCUACUCCGUCUUCGACGCCGAUAACAUGCGCAUCGGGUUCGCGACCAAAGUUCAGCCCCCCAAGCCGACUACCACCGCUGUUGACAUCACUGUCUCGGUUAUUUCCACGGGCUUGCCUGAUGAUGGGUCAUCGCGUCCUGUCAUGCCGGGGACUAGUGAGGCGUCAGAGAUGACGGCUCCGGCUGAGAUUACGGCUACGCCGACGGAACAGCCUGUGCAGGCUUCUGCGCAUCGUUUGGGAAGCAGUUUGUUUGCUUUGGCCGCGUGCGCCUUGGCGGUGAUUGCGGUAUUGUGA